This is a messenger RNA of Drosophila busckii, 962 nucleotides long. Its product is annotated as keratin, type I cytoskeletal 10. The transcript has 2 exons. The record is from RefSeq and is a predicted model, not a curated record. Bases 25 to 873 code for a protein of 282 amino acids. NCBI's taxonomy places the organism in Eukaryota, Metazoa, Arthropoda, Insecta, Diptera, Drosophilidae.
UAAAGAACUUCAGUUCAAUUCAAGAUGCGCGCAUUUGUUGUUUUGUGCUUCGUGGCUGUGGCCUGCGCCGACAAGCUCGGCUAUAACUACCAGCCAGUUGGUCACUCCAACUCUGGACUGUCCUUUGCUCCAGGCUGUGGCGGAGCAAACGGUGGUGGAAUUGGUUGUGGAAGCGUUGGCGGUGGCCACAUUGGCGGCAGCGCCGAUCUUGGUCUAGGUGGAGUCGGUCUUGGCGGCGGCAGCAGCCUUGGCGGCGUUAGCGGCGGCAAUCUUGGCAGCAUCGGUGUUGGCUCCGGCCUCGGUAACUUGGGUGGCCUUAACGGUGGCCUGGCCAGCGGCUCUCUUGAUGCUCCAGUUGCCUUCAACGCCCCUGCCCCAGCUGCUGAGUUGGAAAAGGAAUUCUUCAGCUUCACCGCCAACGAGCAGGACUUCGAUGAGCCACAAGCACUGGAUAGAGUCAAUGCUGCCGUAAACAAAGCUCUGCGUGUUGUCUUCAUCAAGGGACCCGAGAACCGUGGCCUGGAGAACGCUGCUCUGGCUCUGGCCAAGCAGGCUGCCCAACAGGAGACCGCCAUCUAUGUGCUCAACAAGCAGGCUGACAUCGGUGAUCUGGCCAACAAGCUGAACGCCAUCCGCAGCAACAACAACAACAAGCCCGAGGUGCACUUUGUCAAGUACCGCACUCCUGAGGACGCUGCCAACGCUCAGCGUGCCAUCCAGUCGCAAUACGAUCAGUUGGGCGGUUCCAGCCAGGCCCACAACGGCGGUGUUGCUCCCGUCCUGAACUUCGCCUCUCAGGGUACAGUGCGCCAGGCUAACGCCAAGGCUCCCGAGAACGCCUAUCUGCCCACCUCGAUCUUCCGUCGUGUCUAAACUGCUAGUUAGAUCUAGAUCAAUCGAUUGAAACUUACAGCGAUCUAUGACUGAUUUUUAUCCCUAGUUACUGUUGAAUAAUGCGUAAA